This is a messenger RNA of Aureobasidium subglaciale EXF-2481, 1506 nucleotides long. RefSeq lists its product as uncharacterized. The record is from RefSeq and is a predicted model, not a curated record. NCBI's taxonomy places the organism in Eukaryota, Fungi, Ascomycota, Dothideomycetes, Dothideales, Saccotheciaceae. The transcript has 2 exons. The coding region runs from base 1 to 1506 and encodes 501 amino acids.
AUGCCCGCGCCAUUAGCAAAAGGCAUCUUGAUAUCCCUCUCCAUUCUUGCUGCCGUCGGAAUAGCCGUCUAUGAGAACCCGCAAGUCAAAGAAUGGGUGGAAGAGCAACGACGCAAGAUAACGGAAUUUCUCCGCACCUUUGGAGACGAACUCGACCCACAAUCACGACGCGAGGCAGAGGCAUUCGCGUACGAGGGUCGUCUACCUAGACAAAGUCGUGAAGAAGCUGCAGCAACAGCGCGUGCUGUUGCUAGAGCUACUGGGGCAGAGACGACAGAUGAUUCCGUCACCAGACGUAACAGAACGAGCCAUACCCCACAGAGUCCUGAUGAAGCCGACCAGAGGAAGCGGCUGGGUAGGGAGUACCUGGCUAAGAGGAAUCAAGAGAUGCUCGAUUUGAAGGAGAAGCAGAAGAUAAGGAGGAGCACAUCGGAGUUGUCGGAAAAGACACCGUCUUCACCGACGUUUGAUCAACUCGUGGAUGUCGACGGCUCCUUGAAGACGGACGAGAAAGACACACAAGUGGAAAGCGGAUACUUCAACGAAAAGACGCUCGAGCUUCCAUCUGUACCGACUGAUGAGCCAAAGUCUCUUCAGGGUAUCCCUGUUCAAGUGGCCAUGCUGGAGACUGCCUUCAAUACCGGAUCUCGCUAUGCAAACCCCUUUGGCGAUGAGUUCGAGCUGUCAGGCACGUUAGACUCAAGAUCGCCAACACCGAAGCCUCCGGUGCCUCCCAAGAUUGCCAUCGAAGACGUCAACAAGGUCCGCAGACUGUCCGUUACACAAAAAGAGCCCUCGAUCAUACAAAUCCCCGUCAUCGACCAAGAGGAGGAGGAAGAGGACGAUCCAGAGCUCGCGACCGCCAACCUCAGCUACGAAGAACAACUGGUCCGCGCCAUGUCAAUCAGCCUGGCUGAGAGCGAGGAAGCCGCUCGUCAAGCUCGUGCUCUCGAGCAAGAACAACGCGACAUGGACUUUGCCGCCGCAGUCGCCGCCAGUCUGGCAGAUGUGGAAAAGACGAGACAAAAGGAAGAGCUGAUCGAUCUAACACCAGACCCACCGAUCUCGGUACCUGCGUCUGACUUUGAUGCUGAUGAGCUAUACACUCUAUCGCCAGCUAUGGCUAUUCGUCAUCCAGCAGCCAUCCCCAACCCCAUGGUCGUUUCUCCUUACGAUCCUGUACAUGAGGCCGCCGCCUCUGCCACUUCUCCCCAAACACCACUCCCUCAACAGCACACUCCCACGACCGCCACUUUCUCCUCGCCUGAACUCGAACGCGAUGCCAUUUCCUUCUCCUCUGCUUCCUCCACAGCUUCAACAGACGACUUUGCAUCUGCGCCCGCUAGUGUGGCAGCUAGCGAAAUGAGUCUCAUCGACUUUGGAGAGGUUGAGAGCGUGGAUAGUGGUGAUGAGAGUGAACCUGAUGGUGUUUUGACCCCAGGCAGUUGGACUGAUGUGGGUAGUGAUGUUGGCAGUGAGGACAACGAGGGGCAUAGACUUGCUUGA